CAAAAUCUGUUCCCCACGCACUCACACAGGGAGGAAGAGAAAGCAGUCACAGAGAGGGAAGCCCUGAGAGGAGCUCCACGGAUGUAAUCCCGAAGUCAAGCAGACAUGCAUUCUGUAGGCAGGUCGUGGCUGCUGAUUACAGGAUUCAUCCUGUUUUAUGUCAUAUACCUGCUGUUCGGAGCCCUGGUGUUCUCCAGCAUCGAGCGGCCGAUGGAGGACAAGAUGCGCAACGAGCUAGAAGCCCUGAAGCAGGAGUUCCUGAACCUGAGCUGCGUGAACGACGCGGCGCUCGAACGCUUUAUGGUCAAAGUGCUGGCGGCCAACAAGUACGGCGUCUCGGUGCUCAGGAACUCCUCCACCAACUCCAACUGGGACCUGAUAUCCUCCAUGUUCUUCGCCAACACUCUGGUCACUACUGUCGGUUAUGGACACACCACUCCUCUGUCGGACACUGGUAAAGCUUUCUCCAUCCUCUACGCCCUGAUUGGAGUCCCCUUCACCAUGCUGGUGCUCACCGCCUGCGUGCAGAGGAUCAUGUUUCCCUUGGUCCUCGCCCCCGUCGGGCUCCUGCAGCGCUCCGGCCUGGAGCCUCGGCUGGCCACCAUCGUCCACUUCCUGUUGCUACUGGUCCUGGUGGUGCUGUGUUUCUUCGUGGCACCGGCGGCUGUGUUCAGCAAGUUGGAGGUGUCAUGGUCCUUCCUGGAUGGAAUCUACUUCUGCUUCAUCUCGCUGUGCACCAUCGGACUGGGAGAUUUUGUCCCGGGGACUCAGCCAAGGCAGCCGUACAGGCCGCUGUACCAGGUCUCUGUCAUGGUCUACCUGUUCGUGGGCCUGAUGAUGAUGUUCCUGCUGCUGCGCACCUUCCACAAGAUAGCCGACCUGCAUGGACUGACCACCUUCCUGCAGCUGCCGCGCUGCGAGGAGUCCGACAUGGAGGAGGACCGGGAGCCCAUGGUGGAGGAUGGACACAAAGACCUGACGGAGAAGAAGGCCAUCAAGCCCCUCGAGCCGGGGUCCCAGCCCUCCUACAACACCAUGAACACCGGCUAGGCUGAGGCAGGUGGAGGAAAGAAAACUCUACCUCUCGCACCCAGACUGUCGGCUGAAUCUGAAUUAGGUCUUCUGUUAAAAACAUCCCAAAAGGAGAGCUUAAUGAUGAGUUGAUGAGUUUUAAGAUGUAGCCUUUGUGAGAGGACGCCAUACUCUUUGAGUGGUAACUACUCUGGAAGUAUGAACGGACUAACCUGACUAGACUACGUUACCCUACCUGGGAUGAAAGAUGUGAUAACAAUUGUUCCCCCUCAUCCUCCACACCGCUGUAACUGUGGUGCGUUCACUGUAAGGGCUUGGAUGCUGCGUUCACAGCCUCAGGAACCCACAUGAACUUUUUGACUAAUGGUUUAUUGUUUCAGAUAACUUUGCAUGCAUUUUUGUCAUGUUGUUUUAUGUCACACAGUGCUUUAACACCUUUGCUUUCAUUCAAUUGUCUAGCUAAUUCUUUUUAUAUUUCACGUAUGCACAUCAUCACCUCCAGCAGUCCAGUCCUGCUAUAAAUAGGAUUGUCCUUACUCACUUCUGCACCACUUGAACACAUCUUCGAAUGUGGGCUGAGAUGUGUUGAAUCAGGCUUCCUGUGUGGAAGUCUUCAGGGUCAGCCUUGGGACAGAACCAACAGACAGCACAGUACUCCUUUAUUGUGCUGCCCCCUGCUGUUUACAGGUAUGAAGCACAACAUGUUACUAUAGGGGUAAUAAAAAAGGGAUAAAGGGUUGGAAAAGAGGGAUGGAGGAAAAGAAAGUGACUGUAACAUGUGUUUCCUUGUGGUGAUGCAGGAAGUAAUACAUUUCAAUGGAAAACCAAAAACAUCAUGUUGUGAGAUUUAGAGAUCAUUAACAAUGGAAAUGCACUUUAAUGUUCAUGUCGGUUUUUGUUCUCUUACCACGAGGUUGUCGUUGAAUGAGAAGGCUAAAUAUAUCUUGAUACUGUAAGAUGAGUCGUCCGUCUGUUUUUUUGUUUUCUGUAUGUCGAUGUUAAGUGGUAAAGCAGAUUAACAUUUAUUCACUUUUGAUGUAAAUUAAAAAUACUUUUUGCCUGUAA
Messenger RNA from Eleginops maclovinus (Patagonian blennie), 2097 nucleotides. RefSeq names its product potassium channel, subfamily K, member 6 (gene kcnk6). The coding region runs from base 106 to 1050 and encodes 314 amino acids. Gene Ontology annotation, cellular component: plasma membrane. Gene Ontology annotation, biological process: potassium ion transmembrane transport; stabilization of membrane potential. The transcript has 3 exons. The record is from RefSeq and is a predicted model, not a curated record. Gene Ontology annotation, molecular function: outward rectifier potassium channel activity; potassium ion leak channel activity. NCBI's taxonomy places the organism in Eukaryota, Metazoa, Chordata, Actinopteri, Perciformes, Eleginopidae.